Molecule: messenger RNA, 2259 nt
Organism: Euleptes europaea (tarantolino)
Lineage: Eukaryota; Metazoa; Chordata; Lepidosauria; Squamata; Sphaerodactylidae
Gene: PALS1
Product: protein associated with LIN7 1, MAGUK p55 family member
Exons: 13
Coding region: 118-2181 (687 amino acids)
Biological process (GO): establishment or maintenance of epithelial cell apical/basal polarity; morphogenesis of an epithelial sheet; protein localization to plasma membrane
Cellular component (GO): plasma membrane; adherens junction
Molecular function (GO): protein binding
Source: RefSeq, a predicted model, not a curated record
AUUAUUUCGCUGGAUAUUUCUUUUCAUCCGGGUUUGGUAAUGCAUAAGAAGAAUUGCUUGAAAUUAUAAUGGAUUUUAAGUGGUACCAUCAAGAAAAUAGGCUUUAUAAUAAAUUUUAUGUCUGACAAGUUGUACAGCUUUUUAUGUACAACGAUGACAACCACUCAUAUGAAUGGACAUGUAACAGAAGAUUCAGAUAGUGAAACAAAAAAUGUGGACCUUGCACCUUUUGACGAGCCUCAGAAGCACAGAGAAAUGGCUGUUGAUUGCCCUGGUGAUCUGGGCACCAGGAUGAUGCCACUACGGCGGAGUGCUCAACUUGAGCGAAUUCGACAACAGCAGGAAGACCUGAGACGCAGGCGAGAAGAAGAAGGAAAGAAACAGGAACUGGACCUAAAUUCUUCUGUGCGGCUAAAGAAGCUAGCUCAAAUUCCUCCCAAAACUGGAAUAGACAAUCCUAUGUUUGACACAGGAGAAGGAGUUAUUCUGGAGAGCCCACACUGUGCUGUGAAAGUCUUAGAAGUUGAUGAGCUGCUACCUUCUCUUAAACAUGUCCAGCACACUUUGGUAGACCCCCAAAGCCAAGAGGAAAUUUCUCUAAUAUUGCAGCUAGUCCAGAACACUGACUUUCAAAAUGCAUUUAAGAUAUACAAUGCUGUUACAGUUCACAUGAAUAAAGCGAGUCCUCCGUACCCUCUAAUCUCCAAUGCACAAGAGCUUGCGCAAGAGGUACAGUGUGUGUUGAAACCAAGCCAUCAGAAAGAUGGAAUGGAACUUAAUUCUUUAUUGAAUGCUCCUCAUAUUCAGGCUCUGCUGUUGGCUCACGAUAAAGUUGCUGAGCAGGAAAUGCAACCAGAGCCAUUAACGGAUGAAAAGGUUUAUGAGAAUGUUGGUCUGUAUGGAGGAGAGACAGUUAAAAUAGUUCGCAUUGAGAAGGCUAGAGAUAUUCCAUUGGGUGCCACCGUACGCAAUGAAAUGGAUUCAGUCAUCAUUAGUCGAAUAGUGAAAGGAGGUGCGGCUGAGAAGAGUGGGCUGUUGCAUGAAGGUGAUGAAGUUCUGGAAAUUAAUGGAAUUGAAAUUCGUGGAAAAGAUGUCAAUGAAGUUUUUGACUUACUGGCGGACAUGCACGGCACUCUGACGUUUGUGCUGAUUCCCAGUCAGCAGAUCAAGCCGCCACCUGCGAAGGAGACCGUGAUCCAUGUGAAAGCUCACUUUGACUACGAUCCGUCUGAUGACCCCUAUGUCCCUUGCAGAGAGUUAGGCCUAUCCUUUCAAAAGGGAGAUAUACUCCAUGUAAUUAGCCAGGAAGAUCCAAACUGGUGGCAGUCUUAUCGUGAUGGAGAUGAAGAAAAUCAGCCUUUGGCAGGCCUUAUUCCAGGAAAAAGCUUUCAGCAGCAAAGGGAAGCCAUGAAACAAACUAUAGAGGAAGAUAAAGAACCAGAAAAAUCAGGGAAACUUUGGUGUGCAAAGAAAAACAAAAAGAAACGGAAAAAAGUUCUGUAUAAUGCCAAUAAAAAUGAUGAUUAUGACAAUGAGGAGAUUUUGACUUAUGAGGAAAUGUCACUUUAUCACCAACCAGCAAAUAGGAAACGACCUAUCGUCCUGAUCGGCCCACAGAACUGCGGCCAGAAUGAACUUCGGCAGAGGCUAAUGAAUAACGAAGCUGAUCGGUUUGCUUCUGCAGUUCCUCAUACAACACGGAACAGGAGAGACACUGAAGUAGCUGGCCGAGAUUACCAUUUUGUGUCACGACAAGCAUUUGAGGCUGACAUAGCUGCUGGGAAGUUUAUUGAGCAUGGUGAAUUUGAGAAGAAUUUGUAUGGCACCAGCAUAGACUCUGUCCGGCAAGUGAUCAAUUCUGGAAAGAUAUGCCUCUUAAAUCUUCAUACACAGUCACUGAAGAGCUUACGUAAUUCAGACUUGAAGCCAUAUAUUAUCUUCAUUGCACCACCUUCUCAAGAGCGGCUUCGUGCAUUACUGGCCAAAGAGGGCAAAAAUCCAAAGCCUGAAGAACUACGAGAAAUUAUAGAGAAAACCAGAGAGAUGGAACAAAAUAAUGGCCAUUAUUUUGAUACUGCGAUUGUUAAUUCUGAUAUCGAUAAAACAUAUCAAGAACUACUUCGUUUAAUUAACAAACUUGAUACAGAACCUCAGUGGGUCCCAUCCUCUUGGCUACGGUAAAAAGAACAGUUCCAAGGCAAAGGAGGCCUUGGCCAACGGAAGACUGGCUCAUCCCUGACAUUAGAUAACAGGUUAAGC